UUUCUCCUUCCGUCCUCAGACGACAAGCAGUAUGGCAAGCAUACUCGAAGUCGAGGAGCAUUCCCAAAAUUCUAUAUAUUAAUACCCAUACUUGAUAUCGUGCUUUAACGUCGUGUUGAUGCUGCAAGUAACUUACUGAUAACUGCCGCCUACCUUCCGCCUGAUUAGACAUGCAUUCUCCAUCUCCCCUUAAGCUUUUAUCUUGGCUUCUCCUCAUUAAGGCUACAUUUGCAAUAACAAAUCCUAAGCUCAACAAACAUCCCCGACAAGAUGGACCUGUAGACCCAGGAACAGCAACAGAUUGCACAUACUACGACACUGCUUAUGACAGCUCCUAUACCUGUGCAUACUUCGAAGAGAGCUGGGGUCUCACCCACGCCGACUUCAUAGACUGGGUGAAUCCCAUUCCCACAUGCAAUCUUUUCUCUACCCAAUCCAUUCUAUCGCAACUACCCAACCCAAACUAACUAACCGACCCUCAGAACCCCUCCCUCAAAUCCGACUGCUCCGGUCUCAGAAUCGGCAACUCCUACUGCGUCGAAGUAAACUUCGGACUGCCCCGUCCCACCACAACCCUCAAACUCACCUCCACCUCCUCUAGCAGCACCCUCACCACGCCCAUCCCAACCACAACCGGCACCCCCAAGCCCUCACCCACACAGCCCGGCCUCAUCGAAGCCUGCACCACCUUCCACUACGCCGUUUCCGGGGAUGACUGUUCUCUCAUCGUCGCCAAGUAUGGCACCUUCACCUUCGCCGACUUCCUCGCCUGGAACCCCGCGGUAGGGAGCGCGUGUACGGGGUUGUGGGCUUCGACUUGGUAUUGUGUGGGGGUGCCUGGGACGCCGACUGUGAGGCCAACUAGCACUAGUAGUACUAGCACGAGUACGAGUGCAUCGGGGCCGACGCCGACGCAGUCAGGGAUUGUGGGGACCUGUUCGAGGUGGCAUUUGGCGGUUAGUGGGGAUGAUUGUGAGGGGAUUGUGAGGAUGUAUGGGACGUUUAGUUUGGGGGAGUUUUUGGCGUGGAAUCCGAGUGUGGGGAGUAGUUGUGCGGGGCUUUGGUUGGGGUAUUGGUAUUGUAUUGGUAUGUUAUGUUCGUGUUUUCCUCACUUAUGUAGUAGAUUGUUUCUCGAGUCUCUGCUAUGAGAUAGAUGUUACUGUGGGGUUGUGAGUUAGACGUUAAAUGAUUAAUUGCAAACACAGGUAUUCCCGGGACACCAACAACCACAUCCAGCACUAUCACAUCGACGACAGCAACUCCGACGUCAACAUGUAAUCCUUCGGCCCCAACACCAACUCAGCCAACAGCUAUAUGUGGGUGUAAGAAAUGGCACAUGGUCGCUAGUGGGAAUUCGUGCGAGAGUAUUGAGAAAUUGUAUGGCAUCACGGCUGCCGAUUUCAAUAAGUGGAAUCCAAAUGUCGGGACCGCUUGUACGACACUUUGGUUGGGGUAUUAUGUUUGCGUCGGGGUAUGAGAAUGAGAUAAGGUUGCGGAAAGUAAAUAA
Sclerotinia trifoliorum is the source of this 1507-nucleotide messenger RNA. Lineage: Eukaryota; Fungi; Ascomycota; Leotiomycetes; Helotiales; Sclerotiniaceae. The record is from the annotation of a GenBank genome assembly.